ACCUAUUUUUAUAAGGGGCAAUGGACGACUUGAUAUUUGCCUAUCUUACGAGGCUACUGGGCCCUCCUAUGUUGUGCAUAUGCGUCUAGGGCGUGUAUGCAUGCACCUUCCCCUCUUGUUCGCUGGUGGCGAUGGUCCGUGCGGCCCCCCACUUCAUCGUCCCUCAUUCAAAAGCACUUCUUCAUCCCUCAUCACAAAAGCACUUUUCCGCACAAUGGCUUACGGAGGGAAGGCUGGGCGGUUGGGUGUGUCUCCUUAUCAGCAUCGGUCAGCCCUAAAGGCCUUCGGAUGGCUCACGCCCGUCUACUCCGGCAAUGCAUAGCACAACCAAUCUUCCAUCCACGUCAACGUCAACGUCAACGGAACACCUGCUAACACUAAUACAAGACACUUGCUCACCUGUGGAGGCCAUUUCCGCAAUGCAUCGACUUGGCAAAUGGGGCAUCUGAUCUCUUCUCUACGACCUAGAGCUUUGGGGCGUUUUCUGUGCAAGGCG
Trematosphaeria pertusa is the source of this 496-nucleotide messenger RNA. RefSeq lists its product as uncharacterized. NCBI's taxonomy places the organism in Eukaryota, Fungi, Ascomycota, Dothideomycetes, Pleosporales, Trematosphaeriaceae. The coding region runs from base 97 to 375 and encodes 92 amino acids. The record is from RefSeq and is a predicted model, not a curated record. The transcript has a single exon.